GCUUCCAUCAUCCGGUUCCGUCCUGCAGCGGCUCCUCACGUUGUUCCGGUUCCACACUUGUUUCCUCAUGCAUAAUUGCUAACGUUUUAUAGACACCAUUCGACGUCUCUGUAGGUUUAUCAGAAAUAAUAUUUUUGACUGUUUAUUGGCUGAUUUGAACGCUGCUCAUACGGGUCUUCCGUACACGAACGGGGAGCCAGCAGGAGCUAUGGCCGGGAUCGAGGAGCUGUCGCCCGCUGCGGGCCCGGAGUCCAGCCGGCCUCCCGAGGACGAGAUUGACGACGAUGAAGACGAAGACCUGGAUGAGACACUGAUGGAGAGGCUGUGGGGCCUGACGGAGAUGUUUCCUGACAGAGUACGUAACACUGCCGAGGUAUCUGCACAAUACUCUGUCUCCCUGGUCAAGAAACUUUACAGUUUUUCCCGCUCGGCUCUUUGGGUGGGCACAACCUCCUUCAUGAUCCUGGUGCUACCUGUGGUGUUUGAGACAGAAAGGUUACAGCUGGAGCAGCAGCAGCUACAACAGCAGAGACAAGUUCUCUUGGGGCCAAACACUGGGAUGUCUGGAGGGAUGCUGGGCAUGAUGCCUCCAGCACCUGGAAAGAUGUGAGAAGAGAACUGAAGACAGCGAGCCUGAGAGCUGCCGCCAGCGACAGACAGAUCGUUUGGGGGGGAAAAAAGAGGCAUAUUGUGGAGAAGCGUGAAGGAAAGCUGGGUGUCCGUGGCAUGACAUUUGGCUCCAUCCAUCCAUGAUGUUGGAGAAUAACAUUUAUUGUACCGUCUCUCUUUAUCUCCACCGGCUUACAGAAACUGGUCUCUAGGAGCACUGUAUUUUUUUUUUCUCCUUUAUUUUUCUUUCCUACAUUUGAGGGGAAUCAAAACAUGCAAAGGUUCCCAUUUGUAUAACUUGACGUUUUGGUAUCUGCAGCACAUUGAUAGAUUUGAUAUUUCUGUUGGGACGUUCUGCCUUUGAAUGUACUGAGACUAUCGUGAUUUUUAGUUAUAUAUGAAUCUUGCACAUUUUAAGAAGUGGAACGUAACGUAGACGACAUUAGCUCAUAAGAUUCUUCUGAGUUCUGAUUGGUUAAUUUGGUGACCUAACACUGUUUUCCACGUGGUGCAAUUUUGUCAUAUUUAACCAUAAUGACAAUAAGAUGUAUCACCAUCUUAUUUCAGUUGCCUCACAAUUGCUUCCUGAUUUAAAUUGUUGUAGAAAGCAGCAGUUUAAGACAUGUAUAAUGAUUUAAAAAAUGGUCACAUGUACAAAAUAAGGCAAAGUGAAAGCAUGAAGGGGGAAAACGUAUCAGAUGUUUUUGGGACAACUCUGCAUAUUUUCACGAUUAUGCAUCAUGUGUCGCUGUUUUGUUGUUGUGAAGAGAACCUCCAGUCCUACCUCUUUUUUUACAAAUCCACGUCUCUGUCAUCAGAACACGUCUAAACACCAAAUCAAAGUGUUGGUUGUAAAUGAUGGUGAAAGUUUAUAAAAUGACAAGAAUACACCAGGACAUUAUCAAUGUUAACAAACAUGUUUUAUUCUUGGUAGGAAACAGUUCACAGUUAAUCUGUAUUAUGUACAGUGAUGGGAUAAAUGUUUUUGCCCAAACUUGGAUUUACAAAGUAAUGUUUUUUUUUGUUUGUUUUUGUUUUUAUCUGAUUUCGGAAGAAUUUGGACUUUUUUAAUCUAUACAACAUGACAAAUAAAAAUAUCAAAGCCAAGAAAGA
Messenger RNA from Thalassophryne amazonica, 1722 nucleotides. It is a transcript of the gene tomm22, whose product is annotated as translocase of outer mitochondrial membrane 22 homolog (yeast). The record is from RefSeq and is a predicted model, not a curated record. Lineage: Eukaryota; Metazoa; Chordata; Actinopteri; Batrachoidiformes; Batrachoididae. The transcript has 4 exons. The coding region runs from base 209 to 610 and encodes 133 amino acids. Gene Ontology annotation, cellular component: mitochondrial outer membrane. Gene Ontology annotation, biological process: intracellular protein transport.